This is a messenger RNA of Phragmites australis (common reed), 989 nucleotides long. RefSeq lists its product as uncharacterized. Lineage: Eukaryota; Viridiplantae; Streptophyta; Magnoliopsida; Poales; Poaceae. Bases 147 to 989 code for a protein of 280 amino acids. The transcript has 2 exons. The record is from RefSeq and is a predicted model, not a curated record. Gene Ontology annotation, molecular function: protein dimerization activity; DNA binding.
UCCUGCUGAUUUGCUAUCUUGAAGUUGAAGAAAUCUUGGUGAUUUUUUUGCAUCGUUGUUGAGUCUUAUUUUAUUAUUAGUUUUAUUAUUUGAUUAUUUCUAACUCUGAAUAUUUGCAAUUUUUGUAGUGUCAUUCGACAUUGAUCAUGGAUGCUGGUGAUCAUGAUACAUCCAUAGAUCAUGAUUUUUUUCUCCAAGGACUCACAGGGGACUACGGCCCCUUUGAUACUAGUGCUGCAGGUGAUGAUGGAUCCGACGGUGAACCUCCGGUUGGUUCACAUCCAGAUCCAGGUGAUGCAGCAGGAGUGCCAUCGUCAGGCUCUACAAGUGCGCACACAUUAGCAAGCAGCGGGUCUAAAAGAUCAAGAGCCGGUACUUCCGAAGUUUGGCAAGACUUUGAAAGGAUCUACAAAGAGGAAGAUGGGGUAAGUGUCAGGUAUGCUAAGUGUUAUAUUUGUAAAAAUGAAUUAUCUGCAAAGCCCUCGGGUGGAAUGGGGCACUUGAAGAGGCACGCCAUAAGUUGUAAGCGAAAGAGUGGAGCAGCCAUGAAGCAGACGGUGUUGCAGUACAACCCCGACGGCUCUGUUCAUCAUUGGGAGUACGACUCUGCCAAUGCUCGAAAAGAGCUAUGUCGCUUCAUUGCAAGAGCGGAUCUACCACUCAAUAUCGGUUCUUCAUCAAGAAGUUCAGACUCUUCGUCACGAUCGUCUACGGGCACCGGAAUUCCAACAUCCGGAGGGGAGCUAACUACCUUCAUCGACAGUGACGUUAUCAGCCACGAACAAGAAAACUUCAACAUACUGCAAUGGUGGCAUGAGCACAAGACGAAUUAUCCAGUCCUUUCACUGUUAGCGCGAGAUUUGUUAACGGUUCCUGUAUCUACAGUUUCUUCUGAGGCUGCCUUCAGUCUUACAGGAAGGAUAAUCGAAGAGAGAAGAACAAAUCUGUUAAGUGAGAUGGUUGAAAUACUCACCAUAGUAAAGGAUUAG